This is a messenger RNA of Spodoptera littoralis (African cotton leafworm), 1146 nucleotides long. NCBI's taxonomy places the organism in Eukaryota, Metazoa, Arthropoda, Insecta, Lepidoptera, Noctuidae. The record is from the annotation of a GenBank genome assembly.
AUGGCUUUAGUCGCAUACGAAAACAGUGACUCGAGUGACUAUGAGGAGGAAACCAAUAAUUAUACUGCAAUUUCGUUACUGAACACCAAAACUGAAAUUAAGCACGUUCCAGAUCCAACAGUAUCGAAGCCUGUUACGACAAUUGAGGAUGAACAAAAGUUAGACCCGGAACAGAAUAGACUGAGCUUAUUUAACUUCUUACCUCAACCAUCGAAACAAAAACCAGCAGUCAUUGAAGAAGAUGAUGAAUUCUUACACAAGAAAGAAAUAACAAAUGCUGUGAAACCUAAAGCCAGGAUAACAGUACCCUCACUAAAUGAUUUUAAAGAUGUUAAAGAUAGCCCAGUUAUUGUUAAACCAAGAGCACCAGCAGACAAAAAGUCUAGCUUGCUAAGUAUGCUACCGCAGCCAAGAAACGGAGUGAAGUCCACUACAGUGUCAUUAAUACCCCAAGUGCUCAAAAGAAAGCCAGAAGCUCCAGUAAAAAAAGCCCCCUUACCAACACCACCUAAGAAAUGCAAAGUUGAUAGCACACAUCUGGUGAAUGAAUAUUCUGAUGAAAGUGAUAGUGAAGAUCUACAGAAUGACUUCUUCUCAAUACACAAACCUGUGGAAAUACCUGAUGAUGAACAACUACCGCUAGACAUAGAUCACAACACUAAGAAGCCCAACAAACCCAAAGGAAUUGAGUCUUUCUUCAAGAAGGAGGAAGAAAUCAAACAUGUGGUAUUGGAGCCAGACUAUGAUCAAAAUAUGGAAGAGCAGGCUGGUGGUUCCAGCUAUGAUGAUGCUACUUAUGGAGCUGAGGGUUCCAACAAUGAUGUACUGCUUAAUGAAGAAGCUAUCAUGAAGCUGUGUGGUGCACGUGGCAAACGGAAACGUGAGGAGAUUCAGAUAGUAGAUGUAAAUCAAGCAGAGGUGUUGGCAGAUGCAAGGGAGAUGUUGAUGAAGGGACUCAUGGACGACACUACUAAACGUGUGUCUGCUAGCAAGAAGAAAGGAAACGAGCCCACCACCCAACAGAGGAGGAAGCACCAAAUCACAUAUUUGGCUUAUCAGGCUAAAGCAAAUGAAGCAGAAUUACAGAACCAAUGGGCAAACAACAGGAUGUCGAAAAGACAAACACAAGCCAAAUAUGGCUUCUAG